GUGAUCCGACCUUCAGCAUCGGUAGUUGACCUGCUGUCACAGUGCCUUUGUUUACGCAUAACAUCACUUUUCCUCUCCAACUUUAUAUAUAACAAAGUUGUCUUUGAUUUGAAAUGGUUACUACAAGAGCGAGUUCUCGUGGCGAGAGUAUUAGUACCGAAAACUCUACUACGAUCGAUAUUCCUCCUACACCUCCUACACGAAAACGAACGAUGAAGAACGCAGACUCGAACCCCUCGGUUUCAAAUGGAACAUCUAAGAAACACGCUGUUCAAAGGUGGCAUCAUACAGCCUCGUCGACAACAAUUCUCUGGCUCGCUGUAUCAUUGCCCCUCGUUAUAUGGGAUAUAGGCUACGUCUUCGGCAGACCUCACACCAUGCCUGAUGGUUUCCUCCAUUGGCCUUUAUACGUCCCGUAUGCGCUGUACGGUGAGGUCGAUCAUGUGUACGGGUGGAAGGCGUUCAAUGCUAAGAACGGCUUCACGGCUGCCCAGACGGCCUUAAACCUCGUUGAGACGGUCAUGUACUUGGUGUAUUUGUACAUGCUGUGGACACGCGCGGACAAGGCAUUUGAUAGCGCGAAGAGGACUUUGAGUGGACGUGAUGGUGCGUUGGCUGUUGUAGUUGGCUUUAGUGCUGCUGUUAUGACGCUGAGCAAGACAAUCCUAUACUGGGCCAAUGAGUAUUAUAGUGACUUUGACAACAUCGCUCACAACACACCUAUGGACCUACUCACUCUUUGGAUAAUUCCCAAUGGUGCCUGGAUCGUCCUGCCUACCUACAUGAUCUCGAAGUUUGGUGGGGAUAUUCUCGAUGGCUUGACACUUGCUUCAAGCCAAUCGGUAAAGACGGAAUAGAAUAAGCACGAAGGGUCUGGUUGAGCGUCUUAUUUAGUACUUUGCGGACAUAUGAGCAAUGGCAAUGAGGGAUGACUUGUGAAUGAUGAGCUGGGCUAGGGAGCUUUGAUGUUUAGUGAAUAUUGUGAAGGAACACUUUGACCUUACCAUGGUUGAAUAAUGACAUUCAUUCCCAGCAGUACAUCGCAGUAAGAGCAACUGACAUCAAUACUUGAUGAUUAACU
Molecule: messenger RNA, 1081 nt
Organism: Fusarium oxysporum Fo47
Lineage: Eukaryota; Fungi; Ascomycota; Sordariomycetes; Hypocreales; Nectriaceae
Exons: 3
Coding region: 114-857 (247 amino acids)
Source: RefSeq, a predicted model, not a curated record